Melampsora larici-populina 98AG31 is the source of this 1332-nucleotide messenger RNA. RefSeq lists its product as uncharacterized. The record is from RefSeq and is a predicted model, not a curated record. NCBI's taxonomy places the organism in Eukaryota, Fungi, Basidiomycota, Pucciniomycetes, Pucciniales, Melampsoraceae. Bases 1 to 1332 code for a protein of 443 amino acids. The transcript is spliced from 4 exons.
AUGGUGGCUCUGAUGGCCGGAGUACCUGAAGUGGUCAUAUGGAACCUGGUUGGCCUUGGAUCGAAGAAGGCAAAGGGAAAUCCUUGGAUCCGAUUCCUUGCCUUCUGCGUGAAAUGCCUGGGUGAUAAAUUACCGGACCGUGACAACAAGGACGGUUGGGUUGAUCGAAACCAAGACAUGGCCAACAAAUGGCACAAUAUGUCAGACGACGAGCGCAAGGUUUUUACCGAUCCAUUCUUCUUUGCCUUGGCUGGCCUACCCGAUUACUCAAAGGCAAUGGAAGAGGCAACUCAUUCUGAUGCGAAUGACGAAGAAAUCGACGGUGUCAAUGUACAAUAUUGUGAUGAAUCAACUAAAGCACCUCAAGUUUAUCAACUAUCUGAUGAAGACAAGCAAAGAUACCAGCCCCUAUUCGAUAAGCUGGUCAACAUUGACAAGCUUCAUCUAUGUCACGGAAAGCCCGAACCAACCGCAUCCGUAGCUACUCUUCAGAAGAGGUCCUUGCUUGCUGUUCAGAAGGCUCAUCAAGAUUUCGCAGUAACUUGCCAACAGAACCAUGUUUCCUAUUACCUCACAACGGCGAGCUGUGGUGGUGUGGAGGGAUGGUCACGGACCUUCUCUAACGAUACUGAUUUUGCGAAGUGGGCGCUGACCAAAGUACAUGUACCUUCAACAUUCAAGGACUAUGUACAUGGCAAGGAUGCAGCCCAAACAGUCGAAAAGAAGGCGGUCCAGCCGAGUGAUGAGCGAAAAAGUAGACUCUGCUCGCUCCUCAAUGGUUUGAUAUGUAGGACACGAUCUCCUUCCCCACUAUUCUCUUUCUAUUCCGAUACUGCUCAGCUGCUAAUUUGUACCUUCUUACUGUUUAUAGCUGCACAAGUGCCCGAAGAAGACACAUUCCCUAAAGAUUUUGACCCAGCCACCACACUCAUGAAACGAUGGAAUUUGCGAAUUGUUCAGAAACCUGGAAGUGUGCUUACAUCUGAGGCUUUGAAGACUGGUCAUCGGAAAGCUACGGAUGCGAUCAUCAGAGCUUGGACAAAAGACAUCGAAAGCAAUAAUUUUAUACUGGAAAAAAUUAAAAUUACCGAAGCCGAACAAGAAGAGACCGAACCAGAAACUCGAGAUCAAUCACAAGACAAUCGAGAUCUUUCACAAACUAACAGAGACAAUAAUUCACAAGCCAAUCAAACCAAAUCGCAAGCAGGUAAGAGAUCGAAGCCACAAGAUGGACAAUCACGCAAGAAACGGGUCAUCCGAGACACAGACUCAGAGGAAGAUGACGAAGACGACACAAGUGAAGAAGAGGAGGAUCUUCCAACUGGCUCAUGA